Debaryomyces fabryi is the source of this 849-nucleotide messenger RNA. RefSeq lists its product as uncharacterized. The record is from RefSeq and is a predicted model, not a curated record. The transcript has a single exon. The coding region runs from base 1 to 849 and encodes 282 amino acids. Lineage: Eukaryota; Fungi; Ascomycota; Pichiomycetes; Serinales; Debaryomycetaceae.
AUGGUUACCAUUGUUGAUAAUGAUUACUCAUCUAAGUCUACCAUUCCUACAAAUACCAUUUUGAAGCCAUAUCCGAUGGACAGUAUUUUAAAAGUUAACCAGUAUGUUGAAAAUACAUCGGCCACACAAAAGUUGAUAAAUAAUGAUGAUGUUGAAGAUGUUCCUUUACUUGUUUCCGAUAGCGAAGAUGUAUCGGACGGAGAAGAUUGUAACACUCAGUCUGUGGAUGGCCACGAAAGCGAUGCGAGCGUGAAAGCUUCCAUUGCGGCCGAACAAGUUAAACGAGACAUGAAGAAGCUGGUCCAAGUACCAGAAGUAAACAACCAAAAACAAGAGUUGACCAAAGAACAAUUCAGAAAUGAAAGGAAUCAAUUGAUGACUAUCGUUGUGAAGUAUAUUGCUACCAAAAUCACCAAUUCGUUUCCACCUCAGUCCCCAUCAGUUCCAAGCUCCUCGGAGCUUCCAUUAGACAGGUUUUUACUUAUUUUGACUAAUAGAUUGCAAUUAUCGUUGCCUUUAUUUAUGAAAGGCAUAAUCUACUUAUUCAGAUAUAUGGAUAUCAUUUACUUAUUGAGGUACUUGAACCAGUCCAACAAUUUUGCAAACUACAAUGAAAUGGAUUUCUGCUUGAAGAAAUUAAUUGUUGGUUGCUUCAAGUUAGCCUUGUCUAGAGAAAACAUUACGAAGAAUUGGUCAGCCAUAAGUGGCAUGUCCAAUAGUGAACUUAAUACUAUUGUGAAGACUAUAGUAACUAGAAUGAAUGGUAAAUUGGUUGUCAAAAAUAUUGACUUACUCAAAUUAAAACUGGAAAUAUUUCGCUUCGUAAAGAUGGUCACAAAUCCUAUUUAG